UUUCGCCUCAGUGCCUUGGAGGAGGGGACGGCAGCACCAUGGCCCCCAACGUGGCCAUCCGCCAGACCUGCUGCUGCUUCAACGUCCGCAUUGCCACCACUGCCCUGGCCAUCUACCAUGUGAUCAUGAGUGUCUUACUGUUCAUCGAGCAUUCAGUGGAGGUGGCCCACGGCAAGGCCUCCUGCAAAUUCUCACGGACAGGCUACCUCAGGAUCGCUGACCUGAUCUCCAGCUUCCUGCUCAUCACCAUGCUCUUUGUCAUCAGUAUGAGCCUGCUGAUCGGUGUGGUCAAGAACCGGGAGAAGUACCUGCUGCCCUUCAUGUCCCUGCAAAUCAUGGACUACCUUUUGUGCCUGUUCACCAUGCUGGGGGCCUACGUGGAGCUGCCUACCUACCUCAAGUUUGCCUCCCGGAGCAGGGCUCACCCCGCCAAGGUCCCCCUGAUGACCCUGCAGCUGCUGGACUUCUGCCUGAGCAUCCUAACCCUCUGCAGCUCCUACAUGGAAGUACCCACCUAUCUCAACUUUAAGUUCAUGAACCACAUGAAUUACCUCCCCAGCCAGGAGGGAAUGGCUUACAACCAGUUCAUUAAGGUGAUGAUCAUCUUCUCCGUUGCCUUCAUCACCAUCCUCAUCCUCAAGGUCUACAUGUUCAAGUGUGUGUGGAGAUGCUACAGGAACAUCAAGUUCAUGAACUCGGCCGAGGACAGCAGCAGCUCCACGAUGCUCCAGAAGGUGGUCCUGCCGUCUUAUGAGGAAGCCGUGUCUCUGCCACCCAAGACUCCGGAGGGGGACCCAGCGCCUCCCCCAUACUCCGAGGUGUGACACACACCAGGUCCCAGCCCUGGUGCUGGGAGAGGUGGAAAUGCCUCGCAAUCCACUUCUGUGCUUUGGUGGCCCCUGUGGCCUGGGUGAACCACCGGCUGACGUCAGGACAAUCCGCUUGUGUUCCCCUCCCUGGCCUGCUUUUCCUGUGGGGCCUGGGCGACUCUCACAACUGGGUCAAUCCUUUAGGCUGAACGACUCCUUGGGUCUCUCAAAAAUUCAGUCCAACAGCACUUGGCUAAUGUUGAUCAGCUCUGACAUUUGUUUAAACAAUUGGCCAUUCUAAAUUGAGUGAGUUUGGUUAAAAAAUUUCAGCUUGACCAGUUUAAUCAAGAGGCUGACAGACUUCUGAAAACCCACACUUGUCAGUUCAGUAAAAUAAUUUGGUCAAACAACGACAGUCUGUUGCAUUGGUUUGCAAAUAGUGGUCAGUCCAUUUCGUCAAGUAAUCAUCAAUUAGUCCUCCCCACCGAAUCCAGAGAUACAGUUUCUUCAAAUAGCUUGCUUACAUGUUUAUCAAGCCAGCCAACCAUCAGUCAAUUUAGAAUAGUGAUUAAAUUCAAUAAUUUAAAAAAUCAGCUUCGCCCCCAAACCAUGCAGUUCAGUCUAAUCCAAUAACUGGCUGCCCACUCUGGUCGGUUCAGUACUUCCGGGUGGCUGAAGAGCCAGACAAUAGCCAAACCAUUAUUCAACAGCUAGUUCCAGGAAGUCACAGUAAUUUCAAUCACCAGACAAUCCCUGCAAAUACACAUGGUUUUGCUCAAGAGUUAUCAUCAUUAAUAAUCAGUCACACACGGUCAGAGUAGUCACCUAGCAGUGGACUCCAUGAAAUAGGUCAUCUCAACCACGAUCACCUCUCGUAACGAACUGUCAGUGCAUUCCACAGGCCAGUCCAUCCAGCACCAAUUUGGUUCUGGGCAACCCGGUUCUGUCUGAUGCUUGUGGUCAAGCAGAAAUUCAGCCUCGAAAUCAGGCAAAUUUGUUUGUUGGACUAAAUCCACAGGUUAGUUCAGUCAAAACAGGCAAACCCUUUGUGGGUGCAGACCCUGCCAUGGCAGCUGGUGUUGGUGGUACCUUAGGGAGGGUUUUGGCCCCAACAACCCCCUCUUUUGCCUGCUUCCCUGAGGGCUGGAGCUCUUGAGGGAGCUGACCAAGAGGUGGAGAUAGGGCCACAGAGGUAGGUUUUCUGGGGCCUAUUAGGGGGGUACAAAGAGAGAGGGCUGUGCAAGAGACUCCCCGCCAAUACCUGCUCAUAUAAUUGCUUUGUGUGGGAUGGAGAAGAAAUUUCAAUAAAGCAGCAACAUGCUUCUCUUGG
Molecule: messenger RNA, 2139 nt
Organism: Rhinolophus ferrumequinum (greater horseshoe bat)
Lineage: Eukaryota; Metazoa; Chordata; Mammalia; Chiroptera; Rhinolophidae
Gene: LAPTM5
Product: lysosomal protein transmembrane 5
Exons: 8
Coding region: 39-824 (261 amino acids)
Cellular component (GO): lysosomal membrane
Source: RefSeq, a predicted model, not a curated record